Ilex paraguariensis (yerba mate) is the source of this 1242-nucleotide messenger RNA. Lineage: Eukaryota; Viridiplantae; Streptophyta; Magnoliopsida; Aquifoliales; Aquifoliaceae. The record is from the annotation of a GenBank genome assembly.
AUGGGUGGAGAUGGUUUUGGCUCUGGUGGAGGCAGUGGUAUCUUUGGAGGAGAUAAAGGAGGAACCUUCGGAGGGGCCCGAGAGAUUGGAGGAGUUGAGGGAGUAAUUGGUGGCGAGGAUGGUGAUGGAGAUGGUAAUGGGUUUGGAGGAGAACCAAAGGAUGGCGGUGGAGAUGGUAAUGAGUUUGGAGGAGAACCAAAGAAUGGUGGUGGCGAGGAUGGCGAUGGAGAUGGUAAUGGAUUUGGAGGAGAAUCACAGGAUGACGGUGGUGAGAAUGGUGAUGGAGGGCUUGGAGGAAAACCAAAGGAUGGCGGCGGCGAGGAUGGCGAUGGAGAUGGUAAUGGGUUUGAAGGAGAACCAAAGGAUGGCGGUGGCGAGGAUGGUAAUGGAGGGUUUGGAGGAGAACCAAAGGAUGGCGGUGGUGAGGAUGGUGAUGGAGGGCUUGGAGGAGAACCAAAGGAUGGCGGUGACGAGGAUGGUGAUGGUGAUGGUGAUGGAGAUGGUAAUGGGUUUGAAGGAGAACCAAAGAAUGGUGGUGGCGAAGAUGGUGAUGGAGAUGGUAAUGAGUUUGGAGGAGAACCAAAGGUUGACGGUGGUGAGGAUGGCGAUGGAGGGCUUGGAGGAGAACCAAACGAUGGUGGUGGCGAAGAUGGCGAUGGAGAUGGUAAUGAGUUUGGAGGAGAACCAAAGGAUGACGGUGGUGAGGAUGGCGAUGGAGGGCUUGGAGGAGAACCAAACGAUGGCGGUGGCGAGGAGGGAGAUGGAGGGCUUGGAGGAGAACCACAGGAUAGCGGUGGCGAGGUUGGCGAUGGAGACGGUAAUGGGUUUGGAGGAGAACCAAAUGAUGGUGGUGGCGAGGAUGGUGAUGGAGGGUUUGGAGGAGAACCAAAGGGUGGUGGUGGCGAGGAAGGUGAUGGAGAUGGUACUGGUGAUGGGGGUUGGGGCUUCGGGGGAGCCUCAUGGAAAGGAGGAGUUGGUUGUGGUGUAAAUACCAAAGGAGGUAUAGGUGGAAAAUUAAAGCCAAAACAAAGUUUGGAGUCGGAUGCAGCACAAGGUUUGUUGCUACCACCAUUGUUGCUCUCACCAGCAGCAACAAACUCACCAAGUAACAAACUAGACCAUAACAAAACCAAUGGAAGAAAAAAUAGCCAUGCCUUGGCUUGCCUCACUGCAACACUCAUCGUAAGUACUAGAGCUCUGGCAUGCAAGAGCAAUGGGCAUGCCAAGGAUGUUUUGAACUGA